Aphanomyces astaci is the source of this 4188-nucleotide messenger RNA. RefSeq lists its product as hypothetical. Bases 1 to 4188 code for a protein of 1395 amino acids. The record is from RefSeq and is a predicted model, not a curated record. NCBI's taxonomy places the organism in Eukaryota, Oomycota, Saprolegniomycetes, Saprolegniales, Verrucalvaceae. The transcript has 4 exons.
AUGGCCACGCUUCCGCCGGACCCCGGCAAGCACCAGACCAUACCUCCGACACUGUCAAACACCAUGCCAACUCCUAUGGCCACCGUCAUAGUCCACCGCAACGGCGUCCCCACGGCCAUCCAGGUGCCGGCAACCGGCAUCAUACGCCAACCUCACCCAUCCUCUUCCGAAAACGACUCCUCUGAUACCACCGACAGUCCCGUGGACCCGCCCCUUACGGCACGCCAACUUCGAUCGAAGCGUGCUGCCGACACGUUCCUCGCUCGCCACGACCGCACUAGGAACCCGCGGCCCGCUCCACGGACGCGCCACACCCACAAGAAUCCUCGCCCCACCCGGCCCGACACGCCUGGCUCCGCCCCAGAUGGCCUCUCUGAGGAUGACAGACCUAUCCGAGCUAGACAGCCACGCAAGCCAAACACCACCUACCACCCAGGCCAGGCUCAAUCACUCCAGUCCCGUCCAACUCUACCAUCCGCUCCAACUCUCACUCCCGUUCAGCCCUCCAGGUCGGCGAAAGGUUCCUCUACACAGAGCUCCCUACCGGACAUAUGGCGUCGAUCCCCUCCUACCACCCUAGCGCCCCAUCCCAUCACCCUCCCCACCCCCACUUCAUACAUCACUACACCCAUUUCAGCACCCAUUACACACUGCCAUGGGCCUCCACAGGCAACCAUUCCUGCCAUCCCAACCCUUGGGACCAGCCACUUACCCCAAACCUCCCAUAAGGCUACUGCCUCGUCCUCCCAGCAAACCCGUUCCUCUACAAUUCACACACCGCCAUGUGAGUGCAACCCCUACUCUCACACGCAGCUCACUGCCCCAUGGCCUGCUCCGUCCGAUGUACAGCCCACGACCACUCCUGCACCAGCACCCGGCCCCGCGUGCCCCGCCCCAGCUACACCACCACCAACCAUAACUUCCCCCCAUGUCACGCUCUGGAACACCACAUACCCUCCCCAAGCUGACUACCGCAGCCCCAGUCAAGACACAUCACUCGGCUCCCUAGUCCCCAUCCAUCGGGACAUCCCACUCCAUAACGCCAUCGCAGGUGCACUGGGCACACUACGCCUGACAGCCUUAAAUAUGCAGCAUCCCGAGCCCAUCCCGACACAGAGCACCACCCACCCAACCUUCGAGGAUAUUUCGGCCCCAACACCACCUGGCCCGGCACACACCCAUCCCUUCCCCCACACUGGCUCUUCCUCACACCCAACCCGACCACCACCAGAAGUAGCUGACACUACUAUUGAUGACGACGACCAGGAGGAGUAUGACGCCAACACAGCCCUCCAGUUUCCGGGCAUCCGGAACCUACACGACGAAGGACAGCCAAUCCUGUAUCGCACCAUGCAACGGUACUGGGAGCGGGAGGCACACCUCUUCCAAGGCUUCACCGCGGACGACAUUGCCGACAUAGAGCGACACUUCGCCGAUGCCAAAGUCCGUAUCCAGUUCUCCAUCUACCCGUCACUCCAGCCUCCGAAUGACCAACUCAGCAUCAUCAACUACCGACGCGAGAUCGAGGAUGUCUGCCAGGAACGCUUCGGCCUCACCUUCCGGGGGGGUCUCCUCGAACACGGCCAGCAGCUCCUCGGGGAUCCCCUCCAACGCACCAUCCAGGCCUGGGCAGCACCACGACGUGGGUAUCUUUUUCUCCGCGACAUCUCCGUAGUUAUGAUCUACCAAUAUGCUGGUGUGCUCGACAACGGGCUCUCCUUCCACCAGCUUGAAUACCGCAAUCCAUCCAAAACCUCCCCUGGCGACCUCAUGUGCGCCCUCCGCGCCCUUGGGGCAACUGACGCCAUCGUCCAAAGCCAUACCCGGAUGUCCGGAACACACGGCCCACGCGACCACUUGGCUGCCAUCGGCUGUAUCAAGUGGCCCUCGGAAGGCCACUACCGCUUCCGCCUCGUCUUCCCCAGCCAGAGCAUGGCAGAAACUGUAUACGCCAACUUCCGCCAACAUAUGGCCGGUCCCGACCGAUUGGAUCUGGUCCCCCCAUCCAUGAAGCUCACUCCCCUACGCGACCUCUGCUGGGACAACCCCACAUCCACCUUCUUCCACCCACAUGCCACCAGUGCCGCCACACUUGUGGAUACCAAAGUCCGCAUUGGCCGCCUCCCCCCACUCACUACUACUGACGACAUCCUCGCUGCGCUUCGCGGCUCCCACCUCCCCACCCCAGACGUCGAUAUCACAGGGGACGAUUAUGUCACGCUCACUUUUGACACUCCAGCACCCAUAGCCUUCCUCUGGUCCACCUCUGGCCCACAUGGCGAGACCCGACUCUAUAUCCGUGACAUUGCAGUACACCUCCACAUCCUCACCGGCCGCCCCCGACGGUCUGCUGCACCGCUACAGUGCCGGGACUGUGGCCGACACGACCACCAGGGUCGACCAUGUGACCGCUUCACCUAUCUCGACCCACGGGAUCGCGCCCGCAGCAACUCCCAACACACAACCACCACUCGCAGAGACCUAAGUAGCACUGACACACGUACGCGCAGUGCAAGUCGCCACCGCCAUGCGGGACACCACUCACAUUCCGCCCUCCAACAUCCCGCCGCGGAAGGCCAACACCAACAACACCAGCCCCAAACCCAGGCCUGGCAACUCCCACUUCAGCGCCACCCGCAACAGGUCCACGGACACACCACGGACCUCAAUCUCUACCUCCGGCGUGAGAUCUCCACGUACGUGGACCAACGCAUAGUAUCGGCCACGACCCCACUCCGACAGGAGGUUGAGUCCCUCCGCGCUGAUAAAGAGGCCCUGGUUGCACUUGUAUCCGCCUCCAGUGCUGCUUUCUCCACUCUAGACGCGCGCCUCCUAGAGGAACGACGCCUACGCGAAGCCGCGGAACUCCUCCAAGCCGAGGACAACCGCUUAAGUGCGGAGGCACACAUCCGCCUGAACACUGUGGUCACCCAACAUGAGUCCCAACAGGCUGCCUUAACUGCACGUCUCCCAUACCUCGAAUCCAGUGUCCACACACUACUACAGGCUAUGCAGUCCGUAUCGUCUCAAAUGUCAGCACUGGCAGGGCUCGGGCCCCUACCCGCCACCCUCACACCCAAUGACAAGAACCAGACGACACCAUGGGCACUGAGCUUCAGGACCAGGGGGCGUCAAACUAACCCCGGGGUGUUGGGUCAGACCAACGACACCUCGGCAACGCCUCUGGUCUGGACCGUGGUGGCUCCUCAGCUUUCUGCUCUGGAUCUCCUGCUACUCCCCCCUGGCCGCUGCCACCCACUCUCCAUCACCGACAUCACCCCUACCACCAUAUAUCCCCACACCGCCCCCGCAUUCAGCCACCUACACGAUCCGUACUCUUCGGAUGACUCCAACAACUCGGAACUCCUAGAUGCCCGCAUUGCGGAAGCACUACAAACUCCUCUCCCGCUAAGUACCCCCGACAUCAACCCCCCGCGGCAACGCCGCCGACGACGCGCAUGGAGGAUCCAUCGCCUCCCCCUCCCCCCACCUGACGCGGACACUGCUAGACACCAACUCGACAACAUCCUCCGGCGUGAGUCACUCAAGGGCGAAGCGUACAUUGGCGACCCAGGCCAACCGCCCCCACCGGGGCUCCUGCUAGAUAGCCUGCGUAUCGCAGCCACCAACAUCAAUAAAAACACGUAUGGUAAACUGGGAGAUGAAUUGGCCACCUGGUUCCGCGCUAACGCACUGGACUUUCUCAUCAUCGCGGACUCGGACCUUCCCGCACACAAGGCCACUCACCUCUGGACUUCCACACCCAGUGGCUCCCCCACUCCACACCUCAUGGCCGUUAGUAAUCACCGCGUCAGCGUCUUAUAUGACAUUCAACGUUGGCACUCACGCAUCGAUGCCCGGCGUACAACAUACUCCCCGUCGGGGCGCAGUAUUUCCAUCUGUAUCCGCCUUGGCAAAGGCUCCCUUUUAACCCUCAUCGGCACAUAUUGUCAAGACUCCCCCGCAUCUCACCGCGAGACGACCGAACAGGAAUGGCAAUGGCUCACCCAGGCCACCACAAAAAUCCCUGGGCACCAUCACUCUGUCAUCAUGGGGGGAGACUUCAACACCUACGGCACCAACCCCCUCGACCGAUCUGCCCCACAACUCCGCACUGGCCCCAGUCUGGGCAUCGGCACCCCAACCGACAACGUUACACCGUGUCUGCAUGUGGGGGGGGUGCCGUAA